AUGCGUGUUGGCCAAGUGGCUGAAGAUGAUGUUGGAGCAGAACGCUGUGUCGCUGAAAAUACCGCGAUGAAGGAUCCUACAGACUUAAAUUCACCCUAUCUGGCCCUUGAAGAGCAAGUGCAUCCAUGUGAGCGUGCCGAGUUAUUUGCUAAGGAGAUCAAGUGCCAAUGUGAGAUGAGAAAGAACUUGGGCUGGGAGGAUUAUUUAGAUCUCCCGACAGGUUUACCCAUCUCAGCUCACUUUUUUCAUGCUCUUUCCUUCACUGCCGAGGUGGGCCCACCCCCAGUUCCACAAUUAUUUUCAUCAACUCUCUCAUCUGAGGGUGGACUUCCGUCCCACUCACUGAAAGAGUUGACUGUUAAUAUCAAGUCGGAUGAGGGUGAUGAAGGCUCUCAUGAUGAGCCAAAGGAAGAGUAUGUGCAGAAGAUCAAUGAGCAGUGGAGGUUCGACGAUGAUGCAGUAGUGAUGGAAGAGGAGUAA
This is a messenger RNA of Cantharellus anzutake, 480 nucleotides long. RefSeq lists its product as uncharacterized. NCBI's taxonomy places the organism in Eukaryota, Fungi, Basidiomycota, Agaricomycetes, Cantharellales, Hydnaceae. The record is from RefSeq and is a predicted model, not a curated record. The coding region runs from base 1 to 480 and encodes 159 amino acids. The transcript has 4 exons.